AAAAAGUGGAGGGUGGUGGGGAGUUCCAGCCCAAGGCCAUAGUGCGCAGGCGCUGUACCUGGCUCUCCAGGGCCGUCUUUGUCUGCUGAAGCAGCUUGAGAAGAUUAUAAAUUUCCCAGAUAAGAAUUCAACAUGAAAAGGCUUGUAAGUUCAGUCUCAUCUUCCUCUGAACAUCACAGACAUUGAUUCCUCAAGGGCACCGUUCUGUACAUGGGACUCAUUUUAAGAUAAUGUGAAACAUAACUUACAAACAUACAUCAUUCAUACUGAAAUACCAGAGAAAUUAUGUGAGAGAACCAUUAAUAUAAAAAAUACUGUUGCAUCCUUCUUUCUAGUCAACAUGAGAAAAGUUUUUGGCCAUAAAUUCAACCUUAUUGGAUAAUCUGUGAGAAUUAAUGUUGAAAGGAGAUACCUGCAGAGUGGCUGUGGAAAAAGCUUUCUGCCUUACCACCCAUAGUAGCUACAAGUGAAACCUGGAAGAAAAUCCCUACUAUGGGAUUCCUGGCCAGGAAUGCUAGAAAGUCUUCUGCCUGAAACAGAUCUUCAGUAUGAUGAAAUUCAUACAGAAGAGAAACCUCAUGAUUAUAAUCAAUGCAGAAAAAUCUCUUGCCUGAGAGAAAACUUUCUAGAGCCCAAGAAAAUGCAUCUGAAGGCCAGGUGCUGUUGGCUCAUGAUUGUAAUCCUAGCUACUCAGGGCUGGGAUCUGAGGAUCAGGAUUUAAAGCCAGCCUUAGGUGGAAAGUUCAUGAAACUCUUAGUCUCCAAUGAGCCAUCAACAGAAGCCAAGAGUGGUGCUGUGGCUCAAGUGAUAAAGUGCUUUUAUUGAGCAAAAUAAACACCUCAGGGACAGUGCUCAGGCUCUGAGCUCAAGCCCCAGGACCAAUCCCCCAAAAACAAACAAACAAACAAACAUGCAUCCAGGAGAGAAAUCACAUGAAUGUACUGAAUGUGGCAAAGUGUUCUCUCGAGUCUCAUCUCUUACUCUCCAUUUGAGAAGUCAUACAGGAAGUCAUAAAUGUACGAAGUGUGGGAAAGCCUUCAGCCAGAAGAGAAACUUUCUUUCUCAUCAGAAGCAUCAUAUGGGAGAAAAACCCUACGACUGUGGAAAAGCUUCUCAUCAGACACCAGGCUUUACAAGACAUCAGAGAAAUCACCCAGGAGGCAAAUCGCACACUUGUAAGGCUUGUGGCAAAGCUUUUAGUGGGAAAUCUUAUCUCCAUGAGCAUGAGAAAAUCCACACUGGAGAGAAACCUUUUGAAUGUCAUCAGUGUGGCAAAGCCUUCAGCCAGAAGCAGUACCUCAUUAAACAUCAGAACAUCCACAGUGGGAAGAAACCCUUUCAAUGUAAUGAGUGUGGCAAGGCCUUUAGCCAGAAAGAAAACCUCCUCAUCCACCAGAGAAUCCACACAGGAGAGAAGCCUUAUGAGUGUAAAGGGUGUGGCAAAGCUUUCAUUCAGAAGUCAAGCCUCAUCAGACACCAGAGAAGUCACACUGGUGAGAAACCUUACACAUGUAAGGAAUGUGGCAAAGCCUUCAGCGGUAAAUCGAAUCUCACUGAACAUGAGAAAAUUCAUAUCGGAGAGAAACCUUAUAAAUGUAAUGAAUGCGGAACAAUCUUCAGGCAAAAGCAGUACCUCAUUAAACAUCACAAUAUCCAUACAGGGGAGAAGCCCUAUGAAUGCAAUAAAUGUGGAAAAGCCUUUUCUCGAAUCACAUCACUCAUUGUGCAUGUGAGGAUUCACACAGGGGACAAACCUUAUGAGUGUAAAAUAUGUGGCAAAGCCUUCUGUCAAAGCUCUUCGCUCACCGUGCAUAUGCGAAGCCAUACUGGUGAGAAACCCUAUGGUUGCAAUGAGUGUGGGAAAGCCUUCUCCCAGUUCUCAACUCUUGCUCUACAUAUGAGAAUCCAUACUGGUGAAAAGCCUUAUCAGUGUAGUGAGUGUGGCAAAGCUUUCAGCCAGAAGUCACACCACAUCAGACACCAGCGAAUUCACACUCACUAAAGCUCUGGGAACGUUUUGGAUUUGGGGGAAAAUUACAGUGGAAUUUAUAUUUGAUGAUGUAUCAGGAAAUUUGUUUUCACAUGAAAGUGACAUUCUUAUGGUAAUUCUAGCAACUCAGACCUGAAAGACUAAGAUGUUUAAUAAGAAAUAUCAGUCUAGGAAUGUGGCUUAGUGGUAGAGUGCUUGACUAGCAUGCAUAAAGCCCUGGGUUCGAUUCUU
Perognathus longimembris pacificus (Pacific pocket mouse) is the source of this 2221-nucleotide messenger RNA. It is a transcript of the gene Znf260, whose product is annotated as zinc finger protein 260. Gene Ontology annotation, molecular function: chromatin insulator sequence binding. NCBI's taxonomy places the organism in Eukaryota, Metazoa, Chordata, Mammalia, Rodentia, Heteromyidae. The transcript is spliced from 2 exons. Gene Ontology annotation, cellular component: chromosome. Bases 911 to 2002 code for a protein of 363 amino acids. The record is from RefSeq and is a predicted model, not a curated record. Gene Ontology annotation, biological process: regulation of transcription by RNA polymerase II.